Messenger RNA from Solanum dulcamara, 390 nucleotides. RefSeq lists its product as uncharacterized. The record is from RefSeq and is a predicted model, not a curated record. Lineage: Eukaryota; Viridiplantae; Streptophyta; Magnoliopsida; Solanales; Solanaceae. Bases 1 to 390 code for a protein of 129 amino acids. The transcript has 2 exons.
AUGGAAGAUUUAGAAAGGGAAUUUGAAGAGGAGAAUUUCUAUGAGGAAGGAAGGUUUGAAAGAAGUUUCAAUGCUACCAUCAUAGCUCUUAUUCCAAAGAAGAAAGGUGCUAGAGAAUUAAGGGACUUCAGAAUUACCUUCAGCCUGAUAGGUAGUAUCUACAAGCUAUUCUCCAAAGUGCUUACCGAAAGACUGAAAAGAGUGAUGGCUAAGCUUGUGGACUCACAACAACUGGCAUUCAUCAAAGGAAGGCAAAUUAUGGAUGCUGCCCUCAUAGCAAAUGAAGUCAUAGACUCCAGGCUGAACUUGAAGAAACCAGUAAUCCUAUGCAAAUUAGACAUUGAGAAAGCAUAUGAUCAUGUCAAUUGGGGCUUUCUAUGGAUCUGCUAG